GCGGCCUCACGCCCUCUGCUUCCUCUCCUCCCCCCCCCCCGCUCUCCAUCGCAUUCCACAUCCGAAAUGCCCCAUCUCUCUUUGUCUCCCUGAUCCCACCCCAAAUCUGACAUCCCCUAAUCAGCUGACACAUAUCGACGCAAGUCCUCCCCUCUUGCCCGCCGGGACGCAUGAGCGACUCCCAAGACCACUGAUUGCUCGACAAACAGAUCCUCCUGCCAAACUCAAACUCGUGCCUACGAGGGACUCCUCAUCUAGCCAAGAGUUCAGGACAGUAUCUCAAGAAAAAGAAAUUAACAAUCUUCAAGUUGCAUCAUGGGCUUGUGCACUUGGUUAAUUAAUUGGGAGGAACUCUGAGGUUGGCCGGACAUGGUUGAUAGAGAUGACAGACCCCAAAUUCAACUUUCCCAGGACAAGGAGGCUUAAAGGCACUAACUUGUAGCAAAUGAAGUUAUUAAAAUCCAGUGUGCUGGACAGCCGAGACAGAUUCCCAAACAAUUGAUCAAGCUUGCUCAAGUUGCUACUAACUUCCACAUCUCUACUCCAUAGAUCGGUUUUGGUGGCUCCUGUCCCCUUACUGCGUGGAUACGGUGUGUGAUGGCUCGACCUCAACCUAGCAUUGACCCGGUCUGAUCUCAUUCUUGGAUUGGGGUUUUGUUCUUGGUGUUUUUUUUUUUUGGAUCGGUUCGACAUGGCAGAUCAACAUUUUAACUUGGCAGAAGGGAGGCAGCUCACUUUAUUUCAAACCCUAGUGGUAUUGGUGAGAGCUACUGAGAAUAUUCUAUUCCCCCUACCAAUCUUGAUUCAAAGCCCAAGGUGUCUUCCCUGUGGCCUUCUCUGAUCUCAAUCAUCUCCUGCGCUGGCAAACAAACAAGAAGUGGAUUUAUCUGAUCCAAGAUGUAUGGGAGACGAGCAUCCCAGCUACUGCGAGAAUUAGCAUGCUCUGAAACUGGACAGCUCACAGCUUUCAAUAGUGAUGCAUUUGAUCAAGUCAUUAAAGAAUGUAAUGAGCACAACCUGCAACUUCAGUCCUUGAUCAGGAAAAUUGAGGAUGAGAACUUGGAUAUACAAACAACAAGAAAUGAGGAUCAUUUUGGUGCGGUCAUACAUCAUCUUUCCUUGAUCCGCAACAAACGUUGUCUCAUGGCUUACAUGUAUAACCGAGCAGAAACCAUUCAGAGCUUGAGAUGGAAAGUGGGCCCUGUACUUCCCCAGGAAAUUCAGGAAAAGCUCAAUUAUUCAGAAGAAGAGUGCUUUAAAAAUCAUUCUGCGGCGAUACAGUCCUACAUGUCGGAGUUGGAUCUUGAUUUGACUGUGGAUAUGGUUCCUCCAAAGGAUCCUUACAUCCGUGUUAGGGUACUUGAUGACAUUGGAGAAGUGUGUCUUGGGGAUCAUUCGAUAUCUCUCACUAAACACUCGCUGCAUUUCCUUCGGCGCACUGAUGCUGAACCAUUUAUCUCACAGGGCAUGAUGGAAGAGUUUUUGGAGUAGUGUUAGUGUCUCGGAGGAUAAUGAAAAAUGGUACCUUUCCUUUAUUUGGUGAAAUUUUACCUUUAGUUUUCCAGUAUCAUCCAGUCACUGAAGUUGAGAAAUCGACCUAUUGGCUACGGCUGACGUUGCAUCAAUUUUAAGUUGCAAAUUUUAAACCUGUGUUUCCAAACAAUUUGUGUGAAAGGAUAUUGAUGAAGCAGUUGGUUUCACAUCA
Elaeis guineensis (African oil palm) is the source of this 1705-nucleotide messenger RNA. The record is from RefSeq and is a predicted model, not a curated record. NCBI's taxonomy places the organism in Eukaryota, Viridiplantae, Streptophyta, Magnoliopsida, Arecales, Arecaceae.